UUACUUUCACAGCCUCGGUAGGCUAGGUUAUGAACCUCACAGUGUUUUAGCAUAUCUCAUUUGAACUUCCUUUUAUUUAUUAUAUAAAUGAACGAACUAACAAAAAUGUCUAAACUAACGUUUAUCAGAUUGUGCUUCUGGCUUUAUCUGGUGCGAACGGUGGUCUCCAAAGAGGAUCUUUAUCAUAAAGUGGGAGGUGAGCUGGUGUUGACACCGGAGAAAUCCACAGUGCCUGACUUCAUCACAAGCAUCCUAUGGAAGCAUGGGAAGAACAAGGUGGCAGAGUGGGACAAGGAUUUUGGUAGUCUGGACAUCUAUGCUGCCUUCAAAGAGCGUACAACCCUGAACCAGAAUACUGGAGAGCUGAGAAUCAGUGGAUUGAUGAAAACAGACAGUGGAGUUUAUUCUGUGGAGUUCAACAGCAAACUGCUUGACAAGACAUAUACACUGUCUGUUAUCAAGGCAGUCCCCAAACCCACAAUCACUUCUUCCUGUAACGCCAACCAAACCUCCUGCACUCUGACCUGUGAGGGUGACACCACUGAUGCUGAACCAGUCACCUACAGCUGGAAAGUGGGAGAGAGAGCAUGGGAGGUCUUAUACAAACAGAGGAAUGUCUCUAAGAGCAACACUGGCAAAUCAGCCAAUGGCUACAAGUACAUCUGCAAGCUGAAGAAUGCUGUUAGUGAGGAAGUCAGUGAGCCAGUUGGAGAGGUGUUUGGUCCAGAGGCAGUCCCCAAACCCACAAUCACUUCUUCCUGUAACCCAGACAAAACCUCCUGCACUCUGACCUGUGAGGGUGACACCACUGAUGCUGAACCAGUCACCUACAGCUGGAAAGUGGGAGAGAGAGCGUGGGAGGUUGUAGACAAACAGAGGAAUGUCUCUAAGAGCAACACUGGCAAAUCAAACAAUGGCUACAAGUACAUCUGCAAGCUGAAGAAUGCUGUUAGUGAGGAAAUCAGUGAGCCAGUUGGAGAGGUGUUUGGUCCAGAGCCUUCCAGUAUCGGUGCUGUUGUUGCUCUGGUUGUCUGUCUCAUUGUAGCAUUUGCUGUCAUAACAGGAAUGUUGUUGUGGAAGAAAAAGAAAGCUAAAGGCAGUGAUGUAGUCCAGCCAGAACAAGGGAAAGGCAAUGCAGAUAAAACUGAAAAGGGGCAGGGGAAAGAAGGGGGCGAUGAUAAGACUAAAACGAAUGGCAGCGCUGCACCAGGGGGCGACCUUAACGCAGCUGAAAAAGGAGAGGCAAAUGGAGAGGGGUCCGUGCUGCUGAACGAAGACACGGUGAAGUACGACAAUGGAAAGGGGGCAGCAGAAGAGAAUUCAGCAUUGUAGGACGCCAGGGAUCUGUGGACCAGAGGUACACAGAGGAUCAUGAAGACAAGAGAACCCACCGUCUCAUCUGGGCUACCAGCACUGGAUGACAUGGUUGCCCCUCUGAGGUUGCGUUUUUUGUGGAUUUACCUUUUUUGGGAAAGAUCUGAAUUUAAUAAUUAUUGAGAAUCAUGGAUUUAAAGGAACUGAAUCUCUUUUUGACUAUGACUUUUUGACUAUUUAAAAAAAUAUAUAUAUAUAUAUAUAUUUCACCUUUAUUUAACCAGGUAGGCUAGAUGAGAAAAAGUUCUCAUUUACAACUGUGACCUGGCCAAGAUAAAGCAAAGCAGUGCGACACAAACAACAACACAGAGUUACACAUGGAAUAAACAAACAUAGAGUCAAAAAUACAAUAGAAAAAUAGAAAAAAUAGAAAAACAAGUAUUUGAUACACUGCCGAUUUUGCAGUGUUUCCUACUUACAAAGCAUGUAGAGGUCUGUAAUUUUUUAUCAUAGGUACACUUCAACUGUGAGAGACGGAAUCUAAAACAAAAAUCCAGAAAAUCACAUUGUAUUAUUUUUAAGUAAUUAAUUUGCAUUUUAUUGCAUGACAUAAGUAUUUGAUCACCUACAAACCAGUAAGAAUUCCGGCUCUCACAGACCUGUUUGUUUUUCUUUAAGAAGCCCUCCUGUUCUCCACUCAUUACCUGUAUUAACUGCACCUGUUUGAACUCGUUACCUGUAUAAAAGACACCUGUCCACACACUCAAUCAAACAGACUCCAACCUCUCCACAAUGGCCAAGACCAGAGAGCUGUGUAAGGACAUCAGGGAUAAAAUUGUAGACCUGCACAAGGCUGGGGUGGGCUACAGGACAAUAGGCAAGCAGCUUGUUGAGAAGGCAACAACUGUUGGCGCAAUUAUUAGAAAAUGGAAGAAGUUCAAGAUGACGGUCAAUCACCCUCGGUCUGGGGCUCCAUGCAAGAUCUCACCUCGUGGGGCAUCAAUGAUCAUGAGGAAGGUGAGGGAUCAGCCCAGAACUACACGGCAGGACUUGGUCAAUGACCUGAAGAGAGCUGGGACCACAGUCUCAAAGAAAACCAUGAGUAACACACUAUGCCGUCAUGGAUUAAAAUCCUGCAGCGCACGCAAGGUCCCCCUGCUCAAGCCAGCGCAUGUCCAGGCCCGUCUGAAGUUUGCCAAUGACCAUCUGGAUCAUCCAGAGGAGGAAUGGGAGAAGGUCAUGUGGUCUGAUGAGACAAAAAUAGAGCUUUUUGGUCUAAACUCCACUCGCCGUGUUUGGAGGAAGAAGAAGGAUGAGUACAACCCCAAGAACACCAUCCCAACCGUGAAGCAUGGAGGUGGAAACAUCAUUCUUUGGGGAUGGUUUUCUGCAAAGGGGACAGGACGACUGCACCGUAUUGAGGGGAGGAUGGAUAGGGCCAUGUAUCGCGAGAUCUUGGCCAACAACCUCCUUCCCUCAGUAAGAGCAUUGAAGAUGGGUCGUGGCUGGGUCUUCCAGCAUGACAACGACCCGAAACACACAGCCAGGGCAACUAAGGAGUGGCUCCGUAAGAAGCAUCUCAAGGUCCUGGAGUGGCCUAGCCAGUCUCCAGACCUGAACCCAAUAGAAAAUCUUUGGAGGGAGCUGAAAGUCCGUAUUGCCUAGCGACAGCCCUGAAACCUGAAGGAUCUGGAUAAGGUCUGUAUGAAGGAGUGGGCCAAAAUCCCUGCUGCAGUGUGUGCAAACCUGGUUAAGAACUACAGGAAACGUAUGAUCUCUGUAAUUGCAAACAAAGGUUUCUGUACCAAAUAUUAAGUUCUGCUUUUCUGAUGUAUCAAAUACUUAUGUCAUGCAAUAACAUGCAAAUGAAUUACUUAAAAAUAAUACAAUGUGAUUUUCUGGAUUUUUGUUUUAGAUUCUGUCUCUCACAGUUGAAGUGUACCUAUGAUAAAAAAUUACAGACCUCUACAUGCUUUGUAAGUAGGAAAACCUGCAAAAUCGGCAGUGUAUCAAAUACUUGUUCUCCCCACUAUAUACAGUGUGUGCAAAUGAGGUAGGAUAAGGGAGGUUAGGCAAUAAAUAGGCCAUAGUGGUGAAAUAAUUACAAUAUAGCAAUUAAACACUGGAGUGAUAGAUGUGCAGAAGAUGAGUGUGCAAGUAGAGAUACUGGGGUGCAAAGAAGCAAAAAUAAAUAACAUUAUGGAGAUGAGGUAGUUGGAUGGGCUAUUUACAGAUGGGCUAUGUACAGGUGCAGUGAUCUGUGAGCUGCUCUGACCGCUGGUGCUUAAAGCUAGUGAGGGAGAAAUGAGGCUUCAGAGAUUUUUGCAGUUUGUGAUAGACUGCAUCCAAUUUGCUGAGUAGAGUGUUGGAGGCUAUUUUGUAAAUGACAUCGCCGAAGUCAAGGAUCGGUUUAUAUAGUCAGUUUUACGAGGGAAUGUUUGGCAGCAUGAGUGAAUGAUGCGUUUUUUGCAAACUAGGAAGCGAAUUCUAGAUUUAAUUUUGGAUUGGGGAUGCUUAAUGUGAGUCUGGAAGGAGAGUUUACAGUCUAACCAGACACCUAGGUAUUUGUAGUUGUCCACAUAUUCUAAGUCAGAAUCGUCCAGAGUAGUGAUGCUGGACGGGCGGGCAGGUGUGGGCAGGGAUCGGUUGAAGAGCAUGCAUUUAGUUUUACUCGCAUUUAAGAGCAGUUGGAAGCCACAGAAGGAGAGUUGUAUGGCAUUGAAGCUCGUCCCGGAGGUUAGUUAACACAGUGUCCAAAGAAGGGCCAGAAGUAUACAGAAUGGUGUCGUCUGCGUAGAGGUGGAUCAGAGAAUCACCAGCAGCAAGAGCGACAUCAUUGAUGUAUAAAGAGAAGAGAGUCGGCACAGUAUUGUCUCUUAUCGAUGGCGGUUAUGAUAUCGUUUAGGACCUUGAGCGUGGCUGAGGUGCACCCAUGACCAGCUCGGAAACCAGAUUGCAUAGCGGAGAAGGUACGGUGGGAUUCGAAAUGGUCGGUGAUCUGUUUGUUAACUUGGCUUUCGAAGACCUUAGAAAGGCAGGGUAGGUUGGAUAUAGGUCUGUAGCAGUUUGGGUCUAGAGUGUCUCCCCCUUUGAAGAGGGGGAUGACCGCCGCAGCUUUCCAAUCUUUGGGGAUCUCAGACGAUAUGAAAGAGAGGUUGAACAGGCUAGUAAUAGGGGUUGCAACCAUUUCGGCGGAUCAUUUUAGAAAGAGAGUGUCCAGAUUGUCUAGCCCGGCUGAUUUGUAGGGGUCCAGAUUUUGCAGCUCUUUCAGAACAUCAGCUAUCUGCAUGUGGGUGAAGGAGAAAUGGGGGAGGCUCGGGCAAGUUGCUGUGGGGUGUGCAGGGCUGUUGACCGGGAUAGGGGCAGCCACGCGGAAAUCAUGGCCAGCCGUAGAAAAAUGCUUAUUGAAGUUCUCACUUAUCGCGGAUUUGUCGGUGGUGACAGUGUUUCCUAGCCUCAGAGCAGUGGGCAGCUGGGAGGAGGUGCUCUUAUUCUCCAUGGACUUUACAGUGUCCCAGAACUUUUUUGAGUUUGUGCUACAGGAUGCAAAUUUCUGCUUGAAAAAGCUAGCCUUAGCUUUCCUAUCUGCCUGUGUAUAUUGGUUCCUAACUUCCCUGAAAAGUUGCAUAUCACCGGGGCUAUUCGAUGCUAAUGCAGAACGCCAUAGGAUGUUUUUGUGCUGGUCAAGGGCAGUCAGGUCUGGAGGGCUAUAUCUGUUCCUGGUUCUACAUUUUUUGAAUGGGGCAUGCUUAUUUAAGAUGGUGAGGAAAGCAAUUUUAAAGAAUAACCAGGCAUCCUCUACUGACGGAAUGAGGUCAAUAUCCUUCCAGGAUACCCGGGCCAGGUUGAUUAGAAAGGCCUGCUCGCUGAAGUGUUUUAGGGAGCGUUUGACAGUGAUGAGGGGUGGUCGUUUGACCGCAGACAAUGGGGUAUUGUGUGUAGAUUGAUGAGGGGGAAAACUAUUGAAUCAAUUUUAGAAUAAGACUAAUGUAACAAAAUGUUGAAAAAGUCAAGAGGUCUGAAUACUUUCCAAAUGCACUGUAUCCUGGCAAAGGAGAAAUGUUCACUAGCAGGGAUGUAAACAAAUUUGUGCAGAAAUCUUUAGAGAAAUAAGCUUUUUUGCAUAUGGAACAUUUCUGGGAUCUUUAGUUUCAGCUCAUGAAACAUGGGGCCAACACUUUACAUGUUACGUUUAUAUUUUUAUUUUUAUUCAGUAAAUCUAAAUGGCUAUGUAUACAGUACAUACAAUUUGUAUAAAACCCAUAUGGGUGUGAGACAACAUCCCUCCCUGUGGCUGUAUGAGAAGUGUAUCAUAAGGCUAAUGUGUAAUGUAUGUAUUAUGUUGAGUGUGUAAUGUACAGUGUCUAUUUUGUAUACAGCAGUACUGUGUGUCUAAGACCAUUUCUCCCUUGGGACAUUAAAGUUAAUCCUCUUCUUA
This is a messenger RNA of Salvelinus fontinalis (brook trout), 5752 nucleotides long. Its product is annotated as carcinoembryonic antigen-related cell adhesion molecule 5-like. The record is from RefSeq and is a predicted model, not a curated record. The transcript is spliced from 11 exons. The coding region runs from base 88 to 1332 and encodes 414 amino acids. NCBI's taxonomy places the organism in Eukaryota, Metazoa, Chordata, Actinopteri, Salmoniformes, Salmonidae.